Messenger RNA from Drosophila grimshawi, 1788 nucleotides. It is a transcript of the gene ppk24, whose product is annotated as sodium channel protein Nach. Gene Ontology annotation, biological process: sodium ion transmembrane transport. The record is from RefSeq and is a predicted model, not a curated record. Gene Ontology annotation, molecular function: ligand-gated sodium channel activity. Gene Ontology annotation, cellular component: membrane. NCBI's taxonomy places the organism in Eukaryota, Metazoa, Arthropoda, Insecta, Diptera, Drosophilidae. The transcript is spliced from 10 exons.
AUGGCAUCAAUUGCAGAACGGGUAGGACGACAGCGGCUCCAACGUUUGGUGGUUGGACACGCCGCUUGGUGGAUACCCACACCAAACGGUAAUCCAAAUGCCAUUCGCGAUGAGGAAGUGGCUGAGCAAAAAUUGUCAUUUGCCGCUGCGCUUAAGGAUUUGCUGGAGAACCUGUCAUUCCAUUGUUAUGGCAAAUUAGUCGAGCACGGUCGUCGCAUGCAAGAGCGAUUCGUUUGGCUGAUUUGCCACAUAACUGCGCUGGGCUUUCUAAUUGCAUUCGUGUGGGGCACGUACAAGCAUGCCGCGGAGGAGCUGGUGACCACCAUAUACAAUCCAUCGUAUCCCGUUUGCCAUGUCGCCCUGCCAGCCAUCUCCGUCUGCAGCAACAAUCGAAUAUCCAAGCGGGCUGUCUGGCGAUACGCACAUGAACUCAGCCUAAAGGAUCCCAGGUUGCGUAAUGCUACUUAUUUUUACGAUGAGCUUCAGGCCUUUGGCAUGUUUUAUACCCUCUGGGAUUUUGGCGAUUAUGAGCGGUUUCUGCGCUUGCAGGGCUUCUUGGAUGUGUUGGAUACCAAGUCCGAUGAGCUAUUCUACAAUACCAGGGAACGCUUACGUGACCUGACUCCAAAAUGUAGCGAUAUCCUUCUAUCCUGCCGGUUUGCAGCACAUUAUUUCAAUUGCGAAAAAGUGUUUGUGAAAAUGCUGACCAGUUAUGGCUAUUGUUGCACCCUCAAUCCCAAAGGAGACUUCCUCAAAGACUACACAUAUUAUAAGCGUUUUUUUGGUGCCGAUAUGGGUCUGGUGCUAACACUGAACGCCACAACUAGCGAUAACUUUUAUAAAAUGCAUGAACAAGAUGGAUUUUCGCCAACCAACUAUCCGGACCCGCAAUCAGGUAGCGUAACUAUACGCUUCGCGCUGGCUGGCCAAAAUACACUUCUCCCAAUAUGACCCAAAAUAUUGGAGACGGUGCACGAAGCUCGUCACAUGAGUCCCACUGUGCGCAAAUGUCGCUUCUGGGAUGAGAUGCCGUACAACUUCACCAAUCACUAUACCCACAGCAAAUGCAUCUCCGCCUGCCGUGCCCGUAGCAUCUACAACCUAUGCGGAUGCCUUCCCUUUCAAAUGCCCCAUCGUUUUAUUACACAACGUGAGAGAUCUGUCUACUGCACGCUCCAGCACAUGGAGUGCAUCAGGCGCUAUAAAUUUAAAUGGCUGAAUGUCAUCACCAGUCGCGAAUAUGUGCCCGGUCUGGAGCAUGAGCUGCAGGAUGCUCUCUACUGUCCCAACUGUCUGCCCUCCUGUACGGAGAUACGGUAUCAGGUCCGUGGCGCAAUGACACUCCCCAUCAAUGGCUUAUACAAACCAAUGACUUCCGAGUUGGCAGUUGUGCGUAUUUACUUUGCCGAAACGCAUAUUCAAUACUUUCGCCAGAUUAUUAAAAACGCCUGGUAUGAGAUCUUCAGUACAAUUGGCAACAUCUGCAGCAUCAUAGCUGGCUUCUCAUUGAUUGGCAUCUGCGAGCUGCUAUUUUUCCUAGCCAAACAAUUAUGGCAUGCAUACAAAGCAGAACAGAAGUCGGAACUCAGCCAUACCCAUACCCAUACCCAAUCCCACUCGCAAUCCAGCACCCGGACUCACACUCAGACCCAGACCCAGACCCAGACCCGGGCUAAUGGCCGUCCGGACGGGAACAUUAGCGUCGAGAAUCUUGGACACUUGCCCACUUGUAACCAGCAGUUGGCAACACUCAAAGCGGCCAACAGUUAUGGACCACAAAAUCCAUGA